Mya arenaria is the source of this 2149-nucleotide messenger RNA. RefSeq lists its product as uncharacterized. The transcript has a single exon. Lineage: Eukaryota; Metazoa; Mollusca; Bivalvia; Myida; Myidae. The record is from RefSeq and is a predicted model, not a curated record. The coding region runs from base 272 to 2134 and encodes 620 amino acids. Gene Ontology annotation, molecular function: zinc ion binding.
UUCUGGGCGCCGACUAAUAAACAUCCUUUAAUAGAUGGCGAAAAGUACUUGAGAAUAGAUAAUCAAUAGGCGACAUACCUAACGGCCUCGCCUGACGCAAAGUAAGGAUAGCCUUACCGAUAACAGUUAAACUUGCAGGUUUUAAAUUAAAGCAAAUGCACAGUAGUUGGUGUCGUGUCAAGAUUUAUAAAUUAAACUACAUAUAUACACCGUUCAGAGGAUUUGGAUAUUGAAUACGAUAUGAGAGUUCGAUUCACAGUAUUCAAGCAAAAUGGAUAAAAGAAUGUGUAAACCAUGUUUAUUCGACAAUACAAAGAAGGAAGGGGACGGAUUUUGUGUACAUUGUGUAGAAUAUCUAUGUAACGACUGUUGUCGUGAACACAGGAAGAACACUGGCACGCGCGGUCACAGAGUCCUAAAAGACGAGAACACGCCACAAGAUGACGGUGUUUAUCAGGAGAUAAAGCGUCUGAUAACAUGUCAGACUCACCCGGAAAAAGACGUCGAGUUUGAAUGUUCUGACCAUAAACAACUCAUUUGUGUCACUUGCUUCACGCAUUCUCAUAGAGAAUGUGAGCAUAUAGCGGACAUAUCCUCAGCAGAUACAACCCCGGUAGAUACAACCGCAACAGAUCUACAGACGGACUUGCAACAACUAGAGACACGGAACACCAACGUUACGCGUAUGACAAAGAGGAAACUGUCGAGUCUUCAGCAUCAAAAGACCCAAGUCAGAAAGGCUUGUUCGGACUUCUCAAAAACAGUAAAGAAACAUAUAGAUUCACUAAAAAUUGAUGUCGAUGCAGAAAUCGAAAGGGGUAUUGUUCAAGACAUAUCCGUAUUACAAAAUGAUGAAACAACUAUUAAAGAAACAGAAAAGGAAAUAUCAUUUAUCAAAAAUAUGAUUAAAGCAGUUGAUGGUUUUGAGAGCAACCUGAUCAGAUCGGUUGUCAGUAGAAUGGUUAAUAUCAAAAUUCGAGAAAUUGAACAACGUCUAGAAGGCAUUCAAUCAACACCCGUUAGUCAAUAUACAUUUGAACCUGAAAAGGAGUUAACACAUUUCAAUUCGCUCGGAAGAAUAGUUUCAAGCGAGAUGACGGAGCUUGCUUUUCUUGCUAUUGACGAACAACAAAUAUCAAGCGAAGAAGUUAUGGAUGCACCAACAAAAACCAAAAUUGUUACUGCUUCUAUACCAGAAGAAAACACAGCUGCCAUAAAACUAAGCUCUGAAUCAAGUACAAGCGAUAAAUCGAUUCCAAACAGAAGUAAAGAUGAAGUCAAAUCAUUUCUUGACAUGAACGUGUCCGAAACGCCUCAGAUUAUAAACGUGAAAACUAGCAAUGAUAAAGAAAUGUGUUCGAUAGUUGCAUGCGGUAUUUUACCAGAAUCGGUGGGGGGUUUAAUUGCCCUUGAUUCGAACAACUGCAAACUGAAAGUAUUCAGUGAGACAUUUGCCCCGCUUCACGAAGUAAAUCUCUCGGAUCAACCCCUAGACAUGUGCCUAACAUUGCAAAACGAUGCAUGCACUGCAUACAUUUGUUUUCCACGCAUUAAGACCGUUUCUUUGUACCGCAUCUCACAAAUGGGUAUAACUCCAUCUGGUUGUUUUCCGACUAAAAGGCACCCAAUUUCAAUCACGAGCAGUGGUAACACGCUGUUAGUAUUAUCUACUGUUAGGGAUUUAUUACAGACGCCUUCUGCUAUCAGAGGUGUCGAAAUUAUAAGAAUUAAUGGCAGUCAACAUUCAGACCUCAAAAGUUCAUUUGACCUUAACAAAUGUACACGCAUUCGAAUGCUAAACGACUUCUUUUUAGUGUCUAUUGAGGAUAUAAGUGUAAAUUGUUACAAGCUUAAUGGGUUUAAAACAGAAACACUGCAAUCAAAAUGGAGUUGCAAACAGGGAACACAUAUGAAAAAAAAACCUGGUGAUGUUGAAUUUGAUAAUGCGGGCAAUACGUACGUUUGUGUGAAAGAAACUCAUGUUAUAUACCAGGUUAAUGCACUCGACGUUAGGGAUAGUCGACAACUUUGCCGUGUUGCCUUCCCUCUGUCCUUGUCCAUGGACAGUAAAUUAAGACGUCUUUUUGUUGGAUGUAUGAACAAUGACAACAUGUACAUUUAUCAUUUUUCAUGAACAAACUGAUUUGUU